Sander lucioperca (pikeperch) is the source of this 10043-nucleotide messenger RNA. RefSeq names its product microtubule associated monooxygenase, calponin and LIM domain containing 3a (gene mical3a). The coding region runs from base 365 to 8071 and encodes 2568 amino acids. Gene Ontology annotation, molecular function: protein binding; FAD binding. The record is from RefSeq and is a predicted model, not a curated record. Lineage: Eukaryota; Metazoa; Chordata; Actinopteri; Perciformes; Percidae. The transcript has 49 exons.
AGAGAAAACAGAGAGGGAGGCAGAGCAGAUCCAGGCAUUAGCAUACUGACAGAGUUCCAGCACUGCAGAUCUCUCUCUCUCUGUCUCUUGUUUUUGUUUUUUAGUCUGUCUGUAAAAGACAGGAAGACAAGGAGAGCAGGGAGGAGGACGAGUGUGAAACAAAUCCUGUGUGACGGAUGAGAAAGGAGGAUAUCUGCCUUUUUCACUGGUCCCAGCACAGAAUUCAGAAGCCACUUAAUGAAGAUGCUUGAGGCUGGGAGUUAGAGCGCUCCACCCUAUAGAGCGUGUUCCAGGGCUGGGGCUGGAUCCAGAGACCCCUGCCUGGGGGGUGAAGGGCCCUCACAGCCCUGUGUGAGCCUGGACUAUGGGGGAUGGAGGCGCAGGUGCAACUGGAGGAGAUGGGGUGAACAAGUCCCAUGUCCUGUUCGACAAAUUUGUCCAGGGGACCACGUGUAAGGGCACGCUCAAGGCCUUCCAGGAGCUGUGUGACCACCUGGAAGUCAAGCCCGGCGAGUACAGGAUCUUCUAUCACAAGCUCAAGUCCAAACUCAACUACUGGAAGGCCAAGGCGCUCUGGGCAAAGUUAGACAAAAGGGCCUGCCAUAAGGAGUACAAAAAGGGCCGUGCCUGUGCCAACUCAAAGUGUCUGAUCAUUGGUGCGGGACCAUGCGGCCUACGCACAGCCAUCGAGCUGGCUUUCCUGGGGGCCAAAGUGGUGCUGUUGGAAAAGAGAGAUGCCUUCUCUAGGAACAAUGUGCUGCACCUCUGGCCCUUCACCAUCCAGGACCUCAGGGGCCUCGGGGCCAAAAAGUUCUACGGAAAGUUUUGUGCUGGUGCUAUCGAUCAUAUCAGUAUUCGUCAGCUUCAGUUAAUUCUUCUGAAAGUGGCACUCCUGCUGGGCAUUGAGAUCCAUGUCAAUGUAGAGUUCAAGGGUCUUAUUGAGCCCCCACAAGAUCAAGAGACUGAAAGGAUAGGCUGGAGGGCUGAGGUCCACCCCAGGACACACCCUGUCAAUGAGCUGGAGUUUGAUGUCAUCAUCGGAGCAGACGGAAGGAGGAACACACUACCAGGGUUUCGGCGUAAGGAGUUCCGGGGCAAGCUUGCCAUUGCCAUCACUGCGAACUUCAUCAACAGGAACACGUCAGCGGAGGCAAAGGUUGAGGAGAUCAGCGGCGUGGCCUUCAUCUUCAACCAGAAGUUCUUUCAAGACCUCAGAGAAGCAACAGGUAUUGACCUGGAAAACAUUGUCUACUACAAGGAUGACACACACUACUUUGUGAUGACUGCCAAAAAACAGAGCCUGCUGGAGAAAGGAGUCAUUCUGCAUGACUAUGCAGACACAGAGCUGCUGCUGUCCAGAGCUAACGUGGACCAGGCUGCCCUGCUGUCGUAUGCCAGCGAGGCUGCAGAUUUCUCCACCAACCAUCAGCUGCCCGCACUGGACUUUGCCAUCAACCACUACGGCCAGCCCGACGUAGCCAUGUUCGACUUCACCUGCAUGUACGCUUCAGAGAAUGCCGCCAUGGUGCGCCAACGCAAUGGCCACAAGCUGCUGGUGGCGCUUGUGGGCGACAGCCUGUUGGAGCCCUUCUGGCCCAUGGGCACUGGCAUCGCCCGAGGUUUCCUGGCAGCCAUGGACUCAGGCUGGAUGGUGAAGAGCUGGGCUCAGGGAAAAACCCCUCUUGAGGUUCUGGCUGAGAGGGAGAGUAUAUAUCGUCUACUGCCCCAAACCACGCCAGAAAACGUCAGUAAGAACGUCAGUCAUUUCAGCGUGGAUCCAACCACACGUUACCCCAACAUUAGCCUUAACUUCCUCAAGCCCAGCCAGGUGAGGCACCUCUGCGACACAGGGGAGUCCAGGGAAAUGCACAUUGAAAUUGAGAAUGUGAUCAACUCGUCAACACCCAAGUUGGCCAGGAAUGACAAUUGCCUGCUUGACAAGCAGUUGCAAGAAUCCAUAGCUCGAUCCAGUAAGCUGCUGAACUGGUGUCAGAGACAAACGGAGGGAUACAGGAAUGUUAAUGUAACCGACCUUACGAUGUCUUGGAAGAGCGGUCUGGCCCUGUGCGCCCUCAUUGACCGAUACAGACCGGACCUCAUUGACUUUGAUUCCCUGGACGAGCGAGACCAGGAGAAGAACAACCAGUUGGGUUUCGACGUGGCGGAGAGGGAAUUUGGCAUUUCGCCCUGCAUGACUGGCAAGGAGAUGUCUUCUGUGGUAGAGCCAGACAAACUCUCCAUGGUCAUGUACCUCAGCCAGUUCUAUGAGAUGUUUAAGGACACAGUGCCACCCGGAGAUAACCACAACUUGAGUCCUGAGGAGAAGGCAGCACUGAUAUCCAGCACCAAAUCUCCCAUCUCCUUCCUCAGCAAACUUGGUCAGAGCAUAGCAAUAUCCAGGAAGCGAAAUCCAAAGCAGGACAAAAAAGAGAAGGAUGUGGACGGUUUGGGGAAGAGAAGGAAAACCAGCCAGUCUGAAGAUGAGGAGGUAUCCAGGACCGGUUGUGACGACAGGCCGCCUGUCACAGCUGUCCUGUCGGAGAAAAAAAUGGACCCCUGCGCCGCGGGGAACCACAACAAAGUCAAAGUCAUGGCCACCCAGCUGCUCGCCAAGUUUGAGGAGAACGCUCCGCAGCCUACAGGACUCAAACGGCAGGGGGAGUCUCUGCCCAAUCUGGACCGCCUUUCGCCCCUUAUCCCGCCCAAAACCCCUUUGAAUGAGCCGGUGCGCCUGGCACCUGUCCCAGCAUGGAGAAAGAGACGCACACAGCAGCAGGAGCAGCUGAGCAUUCGCUACAAAGAAAUGAUCAAGUGUCAGACACUGCCUAACAGAGGGGAGCAGGCCAGGAGUGGUGCAGACCAACUGUCCAGCUCGGGCUCUCGCAGCUGCCCAAAGAAAACCAUUCUGCUCCCUUCUUCCUCCUCCACUUCCUUGCUCUCUCUUCACUCAGAGCAUUUGCGUAAAAGUCCGGAGGAAGAGGAGCUUGAAUACUACGAGAUGCCUCUAAAAUACGGGGAGUGGAAGCUUCCGCAUCUGACAGACCCAAGACCCAUUCACAUACCUGGUAUACAGGAGAGGGCAGAUCGCCUAAUCUCCAGGUUUAAGGGCAAACCUGACAGGCCACCAAAGCCUAAGAAAAAGCCGUCCCGUUUCUUUUUAGAGCAGUGGCACUUGUCCCGGGACCAGAGUGUGAGUCCUGGUUUACCACUAUCCUCUCCUGACUCUUCCAGAAAGGAGCCAGCAAGGCCUCUACACUCUGAUGAUGAAAUGCCCUUAUAUGUGCUUAGCAUUCAGGAGAGGGCUGAGCAACUUGCCUCUCAGUUUGAGGGCAAGUCAGCCAGACCACAGCCUAAGAAAAAACCCUCACGUUUUUUUAUGGAACAAUGGCACCUGCCCCGAGCCCAGUCUCCUCCUGAUUCUCCCCCCUCCACCUCUGACACCUUGAGACAGCGCUAUGUAAGGAUGUACACAGGUGGAGUUAGCUCAUUGGCUGAGCAGAUAGCCAAUCAGCUUCAGUCUCAGGAAGACCCUAAGCCCCUACCCGAAAAGAGGGAUUUGGGCUCUCUCAGAAAAGAGUUCCCCGUCAACAUCGGCGGCAGUGAUGUGUGCUUCUUCUGCCGAAAGCGUGUGUACGUGAUGGAGCGGCUAAGCGCAGAGGGGAAGUUCUUUCAUCGCAGCUGCUUUAAGUGCGAAUACUGUGGCACCACACUGCGACUGUCCUCCUACGCCUUUGAUGUGGAGGAUGGGAAAUUUUACUGCAAGCCCCACUUCUGUUACCGUCUGUCUGGCUAUGCUCAGAGAAAGAGGCCUGCUCCCUCCCCUGCUCCAGUCACUGCAAAGGAGAACCAGGCACCCCAAACUCCUACGGCGACCGUCGAUGCCCCCGGAAGGGCGAUGGCAGCGGCAGCCCCCUCGGCCGAGCUCCAGCCCUCAGUGCCGGAGGUCAACGGCCUGCAGGAGCCCAGCCUAGCUAAACGUCUGCGGGGAACUCCAGAGCGCAUCGAGUUGGAGAACUACCGCCUGUCCCUGCAGAAGGAGGAGGAGCUGGAGGAGGUGCCUGAGGAGACACUGGCAGAACACAACCUCAGCAGCGUGCUGGACAAGGCCACAGACGCUGACCUGGGCUCCAGUAGCUCCGAGUCAGACAUGGACGAGGAGGAUGAGCAGGAGGAUCAGGAGGAGGUGGAGCAGCAACCUCUCAGCCCCUCCGAUCUCGGCGGUGUUCCCUGGAAGGAGGCGGUGGAGCUCCACGCCAAACUGAGGGGCGAGGAAGAGGGCGAGGAGGAGGAGGGGGAGGAGGAGGGCGAGGAAGAGGGCGAGGCUCGGGCCGACGCAGUCAGCAGAGACGGAGAAGUAGAUGAAGACGAGGAGGAAGAUGAGGAUGAAGAUGAUGACGAGUCGAGCGACGAGGGGGAUUACUGCCCCUGGGAUAGAGAGCUCCAGUCAGGCCUUUGGCUGGAGAAGCACCUCACAGAUGAAGAAGAUGUUGGUACAUUUAAAGCAAGGAACCUAAGGAUCCAACAGAUCCUGCAGCCUGUGGACCCUCAGGCCAUCCCAGGUUUGGUGAGAACACACGUGGACUCUGAGGGAAACACGGAGGGCCAGCUGGCCUCAGCCUCCCAACUCUCCCAACCCUCUGAGCUCACGCAGGCCUCCUCUACAGCCCUUGCCCACAAGUCCGCCCGACACGAGGCAGUGAGAGUCUGGUUGGAGUCCAUGUCUGGAGAGCCCUGUGAGGAUGGAGAUCUGGAAGCAGAAGCAGACAGUCCGGAUAUGGAGCCUGGUACAGAGAUGGAUCAGGAUGACAUCCCUUCAGAUGCAGAAGCUGAGGCUCAUUUGCAUCAGUCAGAUCGUGCCGAAGAGCUUCCCGAGGAAGACAAGAAAUCAGAAAGUCUGAGAAUGUCCUCCAGUAUUGAACCAUCCAGCAUCAGCCCCAUGCAGAAAGAAGAUGUUGUUCUUUCCCCACUCAAUCCAUCUCCAGAGCCUGAAUCACAGAUAACUCUGGUGAUGUCUCCUGGCACCCGCUUUUUCCCAGAACCGUUCAUACCAGAGGAAAGGAAGCCUGAGAGGACAUCUCCCUCUCCAGCCGCCAAGAGCCCUCUGUUCGCUUCACCUGCACCAGUCCGUGAUCCUUCUUCCGUCCCUUCUCCUACUCCCUCCCCUGUCAAUGUCCCUGCCUCAUAUCCCCUGAGUUCACUCACGAAAUCAUCACCAGUCAUCGAGUCACCCGUCAGAUCACCCGUCAGAUCCCCUGCCAAGUCACCUGUUGGCUCCCCGAUCCGCUCUCAGCCCACCCCCUUACCAGAGACUUGCACACCUAUAUCUCCCGUCUACCCUCACCGAUCUAUUUGCCCUCUCACAGGCAACUCCCUCUCCCCAAUCUGUGCUCGGCCUUUGCUCUGCCAGGAACCCUCGUCACCCCUCGCCUCUGACUCUCCGGUCAGAACUCAGCCUGUCCCUGCGGUCACUUCCACGCCCAUGACCAAAACAGACAAGGGCCCGCCCGAGCCUUCAAAUUCUGUAGAUUCCUCAACAGAGGAAACUCCAUCUAAAAAGACAGAUAUCAUUGAGGAAUUUUGGUUAAAGAGUGCCGAGAUCAGAAAGAGCCUCGGUUUGACUCCUUUGGACCGCAGUAGUAAGAUCUUAGAGAGGAGUGUUGUCACGGCUCCAGUGCAGGACACCACCCCUGUUAAGACACAGUCUCCAGACGUUUUAGAGGAACAGAAGCCUGCCUUCACUGGCCGCGCUGUCAUCCGCAGACUCAACAUAACUCUUGAGGGUCAGGUCAUUACCCCCAUUGCUCUUGCGGAGCCCAAGAGUAAUGGCUCUGAUAAGAGGGACCUGAGCAGCAGCUCUGGCCUGGGGUUGAACGGGAGCAUGGCCACGAGCCAGACAGCAAAUAGUGACAGCUACAACACGUCCGACUCCACCAUGCUUACCCCGCCCUCCAGCCCGCCGCCACCUGUGCCUGCUAAUCAGUCUCCUGCUGUGUUCCGGCAGCAGAGACACCAGGUGUCUUGGAGCAACGGGAUAGAAAAACCUCUACCUGAGCGUGCCAAAGAGCCAGCAAAAGUCAAGAGUCCUGUUCCUGCACCGAGGACCCAGCUGAGCCCCGUGUCCGCACCCAAACCCGCACCCAGGAAAGUCUACUCACCCCAGGCAGAUCCAGAACCAACUCCAGUGGUUGUCAUGAGGGAGAAGAAGAAGCCACGGCCGCAGGAGGUGAGGAAGUCGUUUGUGGAGACGGUGGAGGAGAUUCCGUUUGCCGAUGACGUGGAAGAGGCCUAUGAUGAGCGGACACCAGAAACGAGCAUGAACCGGUACUAUACUCCACCCACCAGCAAGCCCAGCAGGUACAGACCUCCCCUACAUCUGGCUCUAGCCAUGGAAAAUGGUAAACCAAGUAUCCAUGUCAACCAAGCCUCUAAGACCGAGAGGGCAACUCAGUUCUCCCCAGAGGCCAAAGAGAUCGCUGAGGAGAGAAUGAAGGCCAGAGAAAAGUCAGUCAAGAGCCAGGCUCUGAAAGACGCCAUGGCCAAGCAGCUCAACAAAAUGAAAGAAUCUGACAUACACAAGGGUGCCUUACCUAAAACGGCCUGGAGCGUAACCCCAGAUGCUGUCGGAAAAAGUAAAAAGUCAGCCGGGUCUCCGAAGACAUCAACCGUGAAAGCUCUGGAGUCAAAGAAGGCUGAUAUUUUACCUGAGCGUUUCUUCAGCAGCAACAAGAGUCUGGACAGCUCGGUGGCUUCGUCAGAUGGCUCCUCUACGAGUAAGAGCAAGAAACGAAGUUCCCUCUUCUCGCCGCGCAAGAAUAAGAAGGAGAAAAAGGCCAAGAACGACAGCAGCAGGCUCUCCGGCACAGACGAGACACCGCCCAAACACAAGUCGCUGUGGAAGGCCGUCUUCUCAGGGUACAAGAAGGACAAAAAGAAGAAGGAUGAUAAAUCAUGUCCGAGCACGCCGUCCUCCAGUUCCACCACUCAGGACUCUGGGAAGAAGAAAACCUCACCAUCAUCAGACUUGAAAUCCCGCAGAAACUUGAGCUUCUCUGAGGAAUCCGACCUGUCCUGUGAUGAUGUUCUGGAGAGGUCCUCCCAGAAGUCAAAGGCAGAUCAGCACACGGACAUCUUUGACCUAGUAUCAGGCAUGCAGAAGGAAGCGAUUAAGGAGGAGAAACUGGAGAAGGAGAGAAGGAGGGAGUUAAAGGAAAGGAAGAGGGUGAAAGAGAGGCAUAAAGAAAGAGAGCGGGAAAAAGAGGUUGAUCGAGAAAAGGAGAAAAACCAUGAGGAGUCUGUUUAUGUCCCUCACGCACUGGCGUUCAAGAGAUCGUACGCCACAAAGAAAACCUACACAGAGGAAGAGCUGAAUGCCAAGCUGACACGAAGGGUCCAGAAAGCUGCACGACGACAAGCCAAGCAGGAGGAACUCAAGAGGCUGCACAGAGCCCAGAUCAUCCAGAGACAGUUGGAGCAGGUGGAGGAGAAGCAGAGGCAGCUGGAAGAGAGAGGCGUAGCUGUGGAGAAAGCUUUGAGAGGAGAAGCAGGAUUGUAUAAAGGUACUUAUACAUUACCCAAACAGCACAAAAGAAGAUCAGACUAUUGGGGAGAUUCUAAUUACAGUGAAGUCCUGGACUUGCAUCUGGGCGUUGAGCCCUUUGUGGGGAUGCCACGCCGAAGACCCCUCUCCUUCUGCCCCUGCUGUUCCCCUGAAGGCAUGGGCAAGAAGGACGAUCCCAAGCUAAUGCAAGAGUGGUUCAAGCUGGUGCAGGAGAAAAAUGCCCUGGUCCGCUAUGAGUCAGAACUCAUGAUAUUUGCCAGAGAGUUGGAGCUGGAGGACCGACAGAGCCGCCUGCAGCAGGAACUCCGGGAGCGAAUGGCUGUGGAAGACCACCUGAAGUCGGAGAAGGAGCUUAGUCAAGAGAGGCAGAUCUUGAAUGAGAUGUUGGAGGUGGUGGAGCAGCGUGACGCCCUGGUGGCCCUCUUGGAUGAGCAGAGGCUUCGGGAGAAAGAGGAAGACAAGGACCUGGAGGCUGUAAUGCUGUCCAAAGGCUUCAACCUCAACUGGGCUUAGGAGGAAUGAAAUAAUUGCUCAUCAAGCCCUGGGAAAGAGUUGACAGGCGGUCUCUGCCUCGCGUGGUCAUCUUGGAUCAGGAUAGUCUGCUGAACACCUGCAGCAGUGAAUGUGUAAAGAUUCCCCCAACACACACACACACACACACACAAACACUACAACUGCCUCUGACAUUGAAGCAGUAUGCAACGUUUACAUAUCCUCUACCCGAAGGCAGUCCCAGUUAAUCACUUUGCAGUUUUUCGCAGCUCUCGCUCUCUGAGGGUGUAGAAGCAGGUACAUUCACAGCUUUAUCAGCCCAGCCUUGAAGUGGCUCCUCUCAAACAGAGGGCAGGCUUUGGGAGAAUGUUUAAAGACUUGUCUCAUUCUCGAUUAUUUAAAGGGAAGAAUGCAGUUCGGUCCUGCUGAUGUAAAGGAAUUGUAAAGAAUUGUGUUUUUGUGUACAGUUGUAAGUAAGUCACAUUGUCGGCGGAUGAGGGUCAUCUCUUUUUUUCCCGAAAAGAAGGACUGCUACAGAGGUGUGUUUAAAUGCUGGAGUGAUGUCUCCAGUCUCAGUCUCAGAUUCUCCUUUCCACUCUGACUGUAGGACGAACAUCCUCUGCUGAAGCUGCCUUUCUAUCCAGUGACAAACUGACUUCUGCAUCUUUAUGAACCAUAAAGACACCAUAAAAGGCUCCGUUUCCCCCCCCCUCACAGUGUUUUUGUGUUUAUGAGUCAACACUAAGAAACCAUUAAAUAUGACCAUGGUUUUAAUGUAUUUAUUAUCUUUGUCUGUUUUUAACAGAUACACAUUUUUUGUUUUGUUUUGCAUUCACAGGAGAGUGCCCUGCAUCUCAUUAUCUUGCACUUGUGCAUGACUCAGAUGCACCCAUAAGCCAUUGCAUGUCAGGAAUGAAGGCUGCAGGCACAUAAAACGAACUUUACCUUGUCUUUGAUAGCUAGGGCAUAGAAUACAGACUUAUACUAUUUAUGAACACUCAAGCAUUUCACAUGACUCGAUAACGAUGGGCCUCUCCUUGACAUGCCAUUCACUGUACAUCACACUGACAGUUAACAUUUACGAAUGCUUGUCCAUAUUCGAGAUCGAAUGUUUAUGUUUCCUACUGUGGUAAACAGUAGUGAGGUAAAACAACCGUUGAAAGGAUUCAUCUUUGAAGGAACUGUCUCUUCGAGUUCAUGUUUUCCAGCGUGGGAUGUUCUCAUUAAUGAAGCCGAUUUCACUGUUGUUAAUGGGAGAUCAGCGUAGCUCACAUUACUCGUUUUGUGCCACAGGACUGUCUCCGUUGGUGGAUAUGCUGCAAUAUCUGAGAAAUACACCACGAGGACUUACACACUACACACCACUCACAUCAAUAUUUGGCAGUGUUAAUACUUUACCCUUGAACGAGAUGCCUUUUUCAUUUUCAUUCUCUAUACUUAUAUUUUAUUAUGAUCCUGUUUGUUUUUUGAGGUAGUCACAUAUGUGUGUCCCACUGGAACUCAAGAUUCUUUUUUUUUUCUAAUACUUUUAUACAGCACGUCCCCACACAAACAAAUAGAUGAUUUUAAAUAGGUCGCUUAAGAAAUGCAAAGUGCUUUAUGAGCAACUUGCAUCAAACAGGAACGUUAUUACCUAAACCUGGUGGGCAGUCAAAUCUAAUAGCCUUUUCGACAACUGUAAAAAUCCAGAUGGUCACUGUUUUACGGCACAGAAACACUAGAGGCUAUAUUUAUGACUUGGUAUGAGCUGUGAAUAAAAAAAGUGAUAUCAUUUUGGGUUGUUGUUUUUAGAUGGUGUGUGAUAAGUUUGACAUGAUUGUAUUGAUAUUUAUUAACAUGUGUGCAAACUGUAUUAUAUGUAAAGAAAAUGAAUCCUAAUUUUUAAACUGUUCUGUUGACACGACUUGUAAUGUAAAUGCUUCAUGUAGCUGAAAUGCAUAGGGGUGUUGGAUGUAUGCUGAAAACGGCAAUAAAACAAUGCAGUUCUUUUAAA